Molecule: messenger RNA, 5855 nt
Organism: Porites evermanni
Lineage: Eukaryota; Metazoa; Cnidaria; Anthozoa; Scleractinia; Poritidae
Source: the annotation of a GenBank genome assembly
CAGGCAGCCAGCAGACAAAUCCGUAGGAGAAGAUCCACUUCUUCCAGCCUCAACACAUGUGCUGUGCAUAUUGCCGCAGAUCAUUUGUUCUUUAAACACGUGGGUUUAUCUUCUGAGCGAGCUACGGUAGCAGAGAUGGUGUAUCACAUGGGGAUGGCUGAUAGAGCCUUUAGAGCAACUGACUUUAACCAGGAUGGGGGAUCUGGAGAUGGUAUUGGUUUUGUCAUAGCAGCUGUAACUGUUUUUCACAACGAGACCUCCGAAGGUAGGUUGAUUAAGAUCAAGGCUGAUAAGGAUGUCAAAGGGGGGAUUUAGCUGGACCGGGAUAGUGGCAUGGGGUGAGGGGGGGGGGGGGGGGGGGGGGGGGGGGGGGGGGGGGCAUGUUUAUACCAUCGAUUCGAUGGCUAUAUUUGAUUGGAAACGAGGCUGAUCGAUGGUAUAUUUGACUGGAAACGUAACGAGGCUGCUUGGGCAAAGUGAACUAAAACAAAUUGCGUUCAGCAGCUAUUCGAAGGCGAAAUACCUGAAUUUUUGACUUAAACUGAACGGGAAAAUGCAAGAAUGCGCAAAACAUAUUGCUCGAUGGAUUUUAUCGACUCUUAGGAGUAUCUGCAAGACAACCAACUGUUUGUAUCCUGUAACCGUGCCAAGAAAUAGCCCAAAGUUUUGCAAAAAGUCUGCUUGGAGGUAAGCAUGUUAAGAACUGCGAAAUAUAUUGAGGAUGUUAUUCACCUCUGCUUCAGCCUUGGUGAAUAACAUCCUCCUCGAUCUGCAGAAUUCUUCACAUCCCUUUUUUAUUCAGCCUCACCCCUCAUUCAAUAAUUGUUAAUGAUCAGUGACUGCUGAUGUAAAUAAUGAGCCUAGAUGAGUUGAUACAUCUCAGAUAAAAAUUAAUCAAUAGUAAAGAAAUAUAGCUAUUGCAAGUUUAACCAAUAGCAUACGAGUUCUUAACAACUCAUCUAGGCUCAGUCUUUCCAGAGACUCAAACCAAAAUUGAAUUGUAGUGAUAAAAUUCGGUAUAAUUACAUAACAGUACCUCCUGACGUCUUGUUUUCUUACAACUCAGGCUCUUUAGCAAGCCCAGAAAGCAUCAAAAUUAUGCCUUUUCUCGAGAAAUGGAGCGAGAUCGAUCACGACUCAUACUGUCUGGCACUACUGUUCACAUACAGAGACUUUGAAGACGGGGCCUUAGGACUUGCCUGGGUAGCAGAGCCUGAACUAGACAUACCUGGCGGAAUAUGUUCAAAGAGGCUUCCUGUAGAUGAUCUUGGAGAGGAGACAUUUAAUUUCAACACAGCAAUUGCGAGCUUUAAAAAUUUUGGCGUCAGGAUCCCAAGGAAAGCGUCCGUGAUCACUGUGGUUCAUGAGCUUGGACAUAGCUUUGGAUCAGAGGUAUAUGGCAUGCGCAACAACGUACGAUGAUGAUCAUGAAUGAUAAGCAAAGACGGCGGAUUGAUUUUCUUGACCCUCCCCCCGGGACAUUCCCUUAUUUGGCCGGGUAUGUGCCGCUACGCGUAAAUGCCGGAUAUGGUUUUCAGGGUAUCAUUGAGUCUUAAACAGGGUGUACAAUUUUUAACUUAGCUUUCCAAGGCUUUUAAAAGAGUGUAAAGUUUAGCAAUGAGUGGUCUUCAUUUGGGUGGUACGCAGCAAGUUAUUCUUUUUUUCCCAAAAAAUCGCAGAUUAACAAAAUGCGAAAUGAAAUGAAUCGGGGUCUUUCAAUAAGGUCUUUUGUUUAGGGUAGCGAAAUGAUCGAUGAAAGAUGAAUGAUGUUUGUCAAUGUUGGCCAGGGUUUGAAUGCCUUAGCCGGCACACCUCGAAGGGCAAAUAAUACAUUUGAAGAGCUAAUUUUUUAGUCAACACUCUUAGUAAAAGGUAGUAUAUGUUUUGUUUUUUUAUAAUAAUCAUUAUUAUUAUCGUUAUUAUUACUAUAAUUAUUAUUAUUGUGAUUUUUUUCUGUUCUUCCCAGCAUGAUCCGGACUCCGCGCAAUGUUCACCGGGCGGAAAAGCUGGUAAUUUCAUCAUGUACUCCCGUGCCAGCGACGGGCAUGAACCGAAUAAUCUUCUGUUCUCUCCAUGCAGUAAGCGGCAGAUAGCUCUUGUCAUUUCUAGAAAAGGUGCUGAUUGUUUCAUUGGUGAGUUAUACAUUAGCCUCCCACGAAGGCGUUUUUAUACCCUGUUAGCAAAAGCCUCUUUUCCCUGGUAUUUGGCGGGCGAAUGCCAGGGACAUAAGGCCUCUGCUAGAAAGGAAGCGUUUUGAGGGGGGUUGUAUUUCCUCCCUCCCCUGAUUACGACUUCCCUAAAAAUGCCUGCGUGGGAGGUUAGCUAUACAUUAGCCCAACAUUGAUUUGUCCGCUAUUGCCUGAUAAGUUUCCAAAAAGCAAAACACAACGCCAAGCAAUGCAUGCGUCUCGAGUAUAGCUAAAAUUUUCCUCACAUAGUUUUAAGACUAUUAACAGACAUUUUGAUUCAUUUUUAACGACAACUGUUUCAGUUCUUUUCGUAGUUAGUGGAAAGCAGUAAAAAUACGGGUACAGAGAGUGCAAGCCCUCUCCACAAGACCAGUCUUUUUGGUCCUCAAACUCGUCCUCAGGGCGCCCCCACUUUAUUAGGGAAAAGGCCCUUUGGCACGGCAAUGUUUGGCCUUUUCUGAGUCGGGAGCGGAGCGAGAAAAAUUAAAGCGAGGGAGAAAGAGGAAGAGACAUUUCCAUUGCCUUUUCCUCACACGUUCUUUACUGCUUCGUUCUUCCACUUUCUUAACGCGUAGAACAGGUUACGAAUGUGUUUAUAGUGAAAGUUGAAGUUUCACAAAAAAACUCUAUCGUAUUACCAGCUCAUAACAAUGGUUCGUACUGCGGCAACAAGAUCGUGGAGCAAGGUGAAGAUUGUGAUUGUGGAAGACCAACGGAGUGUCAAGCAGUGGACAAGUGCUGUGUGGCCAGAGAUGACAAGCGUGGGACACCAGGAUGUACAGUGAGGCCAGGAAUGCAGUGCAGGUUAUAUACACCCUAAGGCGGUGGCUUAACGCGCAAAAUAGGCGGGCACAACCUGCUAUCAAGCGUUUUUUUUUCGGGAGGGAAAAUGUCGGCGGACGGCGAGCCAUACAAAGAAAAAGGGAAGUUACAUGAUCGUAGGUUAAGGCGGGGAAUCAAACGUUUCCUUGCCAGCCUAACUGCAAAAGUUGACCCAAAUAAGCUGCUCGCCGUAGUCGCUUGCUACGGAAACGCUGGGAAACGUCUUCCCGCACAAACUAGCACAUAGGACAUUAGCCAUUAAACCUCGAGUCUCCAGUGCGCAUGGCACAUCGAAAUUAUAUCCAACUGAGCUAGAGGACUUACUCGAUAGGACACUUUUUUGUUGGAAUUGAGGAAUAUGGUAGCCUUUGUUGGUAAAGGAGUUUUGCACGUUUCGUUGCCAACUUCCGAUUUUUGCUCGCACAGACGCGUGAUGUAGAUUAAAAAUGAUGGUUUGCAAGCCCUUUCUAUUUGUAGACUAAAGACAGCUAUCACCUUUCACAGUUAAGAUUCUUUAUCAUUACUUUUUCCUCUUCAGUCAUGUGGCAGGGACAUGCUGCUCUGAAGACUGUAGAGUCAUCCCAGAAUCCCAAGCGCGCGUGUGUCAAACAGAAACAGAGUGCAGAGUGGAGACGACGUGUAAAUAUCCUUUCAUUGGUUCUUGGUCAUAAGGGAGGAAAACUCCCAUUCAGUGCGGCAAAGGGCGACAGUGGUAUAGGAAACACACCUGGUCACAGUCCAUCGUUCAAACAUGCUUACAUUCAGCUUUGUUUUGAGCCUUGGGCUUAAGCCUAGGAAAACGUACUUGUUUUAGAUUGUCUAGAGUGCCAACUUUAGGGGUACACAGAAGAGUAUUUUCAAACGAGAAGGUAACGUUUUUAAAAAAUAACGGUUAAAGUUGGUGGAAAUCGAGUAUCAGGAUAAUGAAAUAUAAAUAUAACGAUAAGAAACACAAGUCUAGGCAAGAGUCCAAACAAGUACAGAUUGGUGUUGCAAUAAAAACGGAUGUGCAAGCAGGAAAUAUAUUCAAGUUCUUACCCAUUGGUGAUUACACUUAGUCAAUCAUUUUUAUCACUAGUCUACAGCUGCCCGCGACCAGUGGUUUUACCGCUGAGCGCUACAAAACAUGCGCGUGUAGGGUUCGACGGAGAAACCACCGUGUACGGGUGGUUACAUAACUGUAUGUCACAACCUAGUCAUGAUUUGGCUUGCGUUUCCCACGGAAUCAGCACUCUUAAGUAUGCGUUCGAUUGAUCGUACCUCGGAAUAAGUAUACGCAAAAUUGUUGUUGCAAAUCUCUGGUACCAUGAUUUUUGGACCAUUUGAACGCUAGAUACAGCGGAAUAUUUUAUUUCAAGCAGAUUCCAAGGAAUGCAAAGAAUACCAAAACAAAUAACUUUCUAGAGUCUAUUUCAUUUAUUAUUAUUACGGAAAACCGUCAGUCGAACACGCCCUUAGCCUACGUGUAGCUGCACCAUCCCCCGACAAAGGAAAAACGGAGAGGGGGAGGGUGCGGCUACACGUAGGCCAACACGCCCUAACUUUAAUGAACUUUUCCGUUAACUCUUCAAAAUGGCCGCAGUGGGCGUUGCCCCGAAGAGUGGAAACCGAGUAACGUAACAUGUAAUAGCGGAUCCAACACUUGCUUGGAUGGUGCCUGUACUGGAUCAAUAUGUGCCCUGUAUGGGACCAAUGAAUGCGAAUGUCAUGACGAUCCAGAUGAGAUGUGCCACGUUUGUUGUAACAACAGCCUUGUGAGUCUAUAUUAAGUUGGUGGAAUUAAAUAUUUUCUUAUCUUCAGAUGUGAGUAGUACAUUGUAGGGGAAUUGCUGUAAACAGCUCAAAGUGUAGUUAAGCCGAGCAAGAAGAGCUUUUAGCGAAAUAUAUUGGUGGAAAUCUGAGGACAGAAGCCAAGAAAUAUGGGUUUCCUUAAAGUGUUGGUAACUCUGUGCGGCACUGUUUUAGAACGUCCAAAAAAUUAUUUCAUGUUUUUAUAUUUAUCGUUUUAAUAACCAAAUAAUCCGAUCUACCCCUUGUCAAAACCCAUUUUCAAACAUGAAUCUUACAUCGAUAUUUAAGAAGGUAGUUUGGCCCGGUGUGGGCAAAAAUAAUGGUAGAAAUAGGAAUAAAACCUUUUUCAAUAAAAAAUGCAACUUUUCAAAAAAGUGGCUGCCAAAAAUCGGUAGCCAUAGUAACAUCAAUGUUGAGGUAUACGUCAGGACGACUUUAAAAUGUUCCCAGAUAAAUUUCGCUAAGUUUGGCGGUCUAGCUUGAACGGUUUUAUUAAACGUUAUUCAAUUUAUUAGAGCCGGGGGCCGGUUUUUAUAGGGUUAAACAGAGAAUUUACAAAUUUACGGCCAAAGCCAUCUCUUUUUAGCCCGCUCAAGUACUCUAAUGAUAGCAUGAACAUAGGAGUAAAUCCGCUCGCGUAAGUGCGGUGCACUAGUGCUUGCUGAGGGAAAAAUUAUUUGAGGGUUGGUGGUUGGCAUAUUUUCGUUACUGUAAUGUUCCCAGGCAAGCAAGGAAGAAAAAAGAAAAGAAAACGAGAGCCUCUUAUAACAAGAAGACAUAACCAUGUGCAUUGUUGAUUUGCUGUUGCAGGGAGUCUGUGUGUCAGCCAGCUACUAUCUGGGAAGGGUGAUUCUUAAACGUCCCGGCAGCACUUGCAAGCUUCAUACUGGGUAUUGCGACUCGUUUGGAUUCUGCAUCACAGUGGAUAGUAAUGACUUACUGAACAAUCUCAGGGACGCCUUUAAAAGAUUAUUCUCCAAAGCUGCUAUAAAAAGCUUUUGGACCUGGAUUAAGGGACAUUGGUACGUUUUUUACUGUUUUGAGUUGGCUUGA